CUCCUAAAAUCUGGUAAACCCAAUACUGGACAAUCAUUUCUUACAAAACCAAAUACAUCCUAUGGCCCUCUCCUUCAAAAUCACAGAACCACAUCCCCUAAACCCCAACAAAAUCCCCAAUUCCUCUCAAACCCUAAAACCCCGUUAUCCCUCUCUCAAUUUCUCCAAAUCCAAUCCCAAACUCAAAUCAACAGCCAUGAAAGCCCUCUUCUCCUCCGCCAAGCUCAUCGCUUCAACAACUAAACCAAAACCCUCUUUUCUUUUGACCCCAAAAAUCUCAACCACUAGAGCUUACAGUCUAAUCCCAAUGGUCAUCGAACACUCAUCAAGAGGAGAAAGAGCUUACGAUAUCUUUUCUAGGCUUUUAAAAGAGAGAAUUGUUUGUAUUAAUGGUCCAAUCGAUGAUGAUACUUCUCAUGUUGUUGUUGCUCAGCUUUUGUUUCUUGAGUCUGAGAAUCCUUCUAAGCCUAUUCAUAUGUAUCUGAAUUCUCCUGGUGGACAAGUCACUGCAGGCCUUGCCAUUUAUGAUACAAUGCAGUACAUAAGGUCUCCAGUUACUACCAUUUGUUUGGGUCAGGCUGCAUCUAUGGCUUCCCUCCUCUUGGCUGCUGGGGCUAAGGGCGAGAGGAAGGCACUACCAAAUGCAACAAUCAUGAUUCAUCAGCCAUCAGGUGGGUACAGUGGACAGGCAAAGGACAUGACGAUUCACACAAAGCAGAUAGUUCGGGUCUGGGAUGCUCUGAAUCAAUUGUACUGCAAGCAUACAGGGCAGCCACUUGAUGUAAUUCAGAAGAAUAUGGAUAGAGAUUAUUUUAUGACCCCAGAAGAGGCAAAGGAAUUUGGAAUUAUUGAUGAUGUGAUUGAUCAAAGACCCAUGACUUUGGUGACUGAUGCUGUUGACGAUGAAGGCAAACAAAAGGAUUCAAGCUAGGACUAGAGGGUAAGAUCUCAGAAGAAAGGCAUUGCAGUCAUGUUUUUUUGUUGAAACUUUUCCUGAUUUAUCUGAUUUUACAUUUCUGGAUUUUGUUGAUUCUGAAAUAUGCUAGGUUCUUUGCUUAUCAUGAUUCCUGUUUUUGUGUUUGGAUUCGGUGACAAAAGAAGUUAGUUAAAUGGCUAUUUUAGCUUUUAGGUACAUAAAUCUCGAGGAAUUCAAUUUUCUCCAGUAUUUGAUUUGCAUAGAAUGAUCUUAAAUAAUCUUGUGGUUGACUGGUCAUAGAAGCUACCAAUUCUUGUUGCA
Molecule: messenger RNA, 1237 nt
Organism: Populus euphratica (Euphrates poplar)
Lineage: Eukaryota; Viridiplantae; Streptophyta; Magnoliopsida; Malpighiales; Salicaceae
Product: ATP-dependent Clp protease proteolytic subunit 2, mitochondrial-like
Exons: 2
Coding region: 62-931 (289 amino acids)
Biological process (GO): protein quality control for misfolded or incompletely synthesized proteins
Cellular component (GO): endopeptidase Clp complex
Molecular function (GO): ATPase binding; ATP-dependent peptidase activity; serine-type endopeptidase activity
Source: RefSeq, a predicted model, not a curated record